Neoarius graeffei (lesser salmon catfish) is the source of this 3397-nucleotide messenger RNA. It is a transcript of the gene guk1a, whose product is annotated as guanylate kinase 1a. The transcript has 7 exons. Bases 193 to 834 code for a protein of 213 amino acids. Gene Ontology annotation, cellular component: cytosol. Lineage: Eukaryota; Metazoa; Chordata; Actinopteri; Siluriformes; Ariidae. The record is from RefSeq and is a predicted model, not a curated record. Gene Ontology annotation, molecular function: GMP kinase activity. Gene Ontology annotation, biological process: purine nucleotide metabolic process.
GCUCUGUAGUUUUUGCACAGCCUUCAAGGCAGUUGGUGGGUGAACACUACUUUGCUUGGGCCUGUUCGGAUUAUUAUCAGCACUUUGCACUUCAUUUGCACAACUUUGAGCUUUGUCUUCGAUGGAUGUUUUAAUGACGGAAGAAAGGACUAUCGUAUACAUAUUUGCAUUCCUUGGAGAGCGCAGCGAGUGAUGGCAGGACCGAGGCCGGUGGUUUUCAGCGGUCCCUCAGGUGCUGGGAAAAGCACAUUACUCAAAAAACUGCUCAAAGAGUUCGACGGCGUCUUCGGCUUCAGUGUCUCCCACACGACGCGGAAACCUCGUCCAGGAGAGGAGAAUGGAAAAGAUUAUCAUUACGUGAGCAGGGAGGACAUGCAGGCGGGAAUCGCUAAAGGAGACUUUAUUGAGAGCGCAGAAUUCUCAGGGAACAUGUACGGAACAAGUAAAGCUGCAGUCCAGGCUGUUCAGGCCCAAAAUCUGAUUUGUAUUUUGGACAUUGACAUGCAGGGGGUGAAAAGCAUCAAGAGAACCAAUUUAAACCCCAUCUAUGUCUCCAUCCAACCUCCAACCAUGGAUGUGCUGGAGAAGAGGUUAAGAGCGAGACAGACCGAGUCUGAGGAUAGUUUACGGAAGCGACUCCAGGCUGCACUCAUGGAAAUGGAGUUCAGAAAUCCAAAAAGUCAAAAACACCACCAAAGCCUGAAGGUCCAUCAUCCACCCAUCAACGACCAUCGCUUAGAGACCGCAACAUUCCACACACACACACACACACACACACACUGCCGAUACACUCCUCUCCCUCACACAAGGCUGAUAUAUUCAUACGGCUUCUGAAGGGAAAAUUUAAAUAAACAUCUCCUUUUUAUUCUUAAUCAACGAUUACAUUCAGGCCACUAAUUAUAGUGGUCAGGAAAAAGGGGGCGACUUUUAUUACACACUUAUCUAAAGGGUACAUUUUUAUAAACAAACUCGCCAACACUCAGCGUUUACCUUGACAUAAACUUGCAGUGCAGUGCAUUGUGGGUAUAACACACCCAGACCGCUAACUUAUUGAGCUCCCUCUGCUCAAUUACCGUGAUAACCUCACCACCUCUGUUCAACAUAAACAUGCCUCCUGCGUUCACGUUUAAAGAAAAGUGGGCGGGGCCGGAUCACCCUGUUCCAGGUAGGGGUGGGGUUAUAUUUCAGUGAUCGAACCAGAAGUUGUUUGUGUGAGAUCGUUGAAAGUUUUUCUUUUUUUAUUUUGGACUUUUACAGACCUGGAAACAUUUUUCUACUUUAAAAGCUAACCAUAUAAUACAGAUAUUACAAUAUAAACAUCAAUUAAAUAUUAUGGUCUUUAAUCAUUGUAAUCAUCAUGCCACAGUGUGAUUUUUCUGGAUCUUCAGCAGUACAACCCCAAUUCCAAAGAAAGUUGGGAUGCCGUGUAAAAUGUAAAUAAAAAUAGAACGCAAUGAUUUGCAAAUCUCAUAAUCCCAUAUUUUUUCACAAUUGAACAUAGACAACAUAUCAAGUUUACAAUUUACGACUUUAUUUUCACUUAAAUCACAUCUCCUCUUUCCGUUCUCAAUGAAGUUCAGUUCUGAUUGUUUUAUUUGAAAGAACUAGAUCUUCCGCAGAAAACCUGGCCAUUGUAUUGUCAGUUUUUUACUAACAAAUGUGAGUAAUUAGGUCAACUUAACAAAUUUUUGUUCUGACUAGAAUUGUAUCUCCUCUCUCAUUUAUCAUGCAAAUUCAGUUCUAAUUGAUGUUUUGGGUCGAUCUUACUUUGGAGAACAAAAUUCAGUCCUUUGUUGAUUUUCCUGUUGUAAACAGUUUGUCGUGGAGGUUGGUCCUCUCUCACAUCAUCACAUUUCAGUUCUGUUUGAUGUUUUGGUCGUCAUGGUUGUUUUGAUGGCAGGACAGAUGAGCUGCUACGUCCUUGAUGUUCUGGUUUUCCGGGAAGGCCUUGCAUAUUUCAGCAAGACAAUGCUAAACCGCAUACUGCAUCUAUUACAACAGCAUAGAGUACGGGUGCUGAACUGGCCUGCCUGUAGUCCAGACCUUUCACCAACUGAAAACAUUUGGCUUAUCAUGAAACAAAAAAAUAUGACAAAGAAGACCCAGGACUGCUGAGCAGUUGCAAUCCUAUAUCAGGCAAGAAUGGGACAACAUUCCUCCCCCAAAACUCCAGCAACUUGUCUCCUCAGUUCCCAGACGUUUACGGACUGUUGUUAAAAGAAGAGGGGAUGCUACACAGUGGUGAACAUGCUCCUGUCCCAACUUUUUUGAGACAUGUUGCUGCCAUCAAAUUCAAAAUGACCUUAUUUUUUCUUAAAAUGUUACAUUUUCUCACUUUAAACAUUUAUGUUGUCUGUAUUCUAUUGUGAAAAAUAUAUAUGGGUUUAUGAGAUUUGCAAAUCAUUACAUUCUGUUUUCAUUUACUUUUUAUACAGCGUCCCAACUUAUUUGGAAUUGGGAUUGUACUUCUGCAACACUGAGCAGUCCUCACUCGCUCCAUUAAACAAAUUAUGUCACAAAUAAAUUUGUCACUUUUGCCCGUCAUUUUCCUUAAAUUUUUUUUUUUUUUUUUGGUAAAUGUAGAUUUUUUUCUUUCAGUUAAUAUUUGUAUUUACAAAGUUGGCAUACAAUUUAAAAAAAAAAGGGCUUUUAAGAUUUUUUUUUAAUGUCCAUACUCCUUUCUUCAAUAAAUUUUUCAUAAGCUUUUAUUUUGUUACCAAAACUUGGGUAAAAAUAACACAUUUUUUAAUUUGUCCCAGCAAUUAAUUAUUUUCUUUCCUGAAUUCCUUUCUGAAGAACUGGACGUUGUACAGGCCAGCCGUGCAAACCAUUUCUCUGAACGUUCAUAAAUAACGCAUCACUCCACUUUUAAACAAUAAAUCAUAUUGAUUACAGGCUUCAUUCAAUACCACUUUCUGGAAACUUCAUUUUUGAUGAGUACAGGAGGAACUUUGGUGCUUUUUUGGAAGGGUUUGUAGUGUAAAACCACCAGCUGAUGACGUCAUAAUGGGUGUUAGAGCGGCUGAGCAGUCAGAAUUAUUUUCUUCAACUCGCACUCAGAGAAGCUGCACGUGUAUUAGAAUCCUGACACAUACUAACUGCAGUUACACACUUGUUAUAAGCACACACUCGCUGUAGUUACACACUUUACAAGUAAACUGUCUUUUCUUGCUGUUUGAUGUGAAACUGCUUCUGGGAAUUAAACUUUUUAACCAGGUCUCUGCUUCAGCAAAAGAAACCUUUUUUUUUAAUUUGUUUUUUUUUUUACUGAACAUGUUAUCUAUAAUCACUGUAUGUGUCGUGUAAAUCCUGUGUUAUUGUUUGUAUUUUAUUUUUAAUCUGACUUUCUAACCGAAACUUCAGGUCUAAUAAAAAAUAAAGCAGUGUGAGAAUCUCA